Molecule: messenger RNA, 4192 nt
Organism: Phycodurus eques (leafy seadragon)
Lineage: Eukaryota; Metazoa; Chordata; Actinopteri; Syngnathiformes; Syngnathidae
Gene: trim32
Product: tripartite motif containing 32
Exons: 2
Coding region: 101-2143 (680 amino acids)
Molecular function (GO): zinc ion binding; protein binding
Source: RefSeq, a predicted model, not a curated record
CUGCAGUCUCUCCGGCGGAAACAAUAUCAGAAACUGAAGCAGGCGUCCGUCUCACGCCUCUUUAUUUGCCACCUGCUAACAAACAAAGGCAAGAACCAUAAUGGCAACAGCAUCUCUCCCACUCGAUCCAGAUUUAAUGAGGGAGAUCCUUGAAUGUCCCAUCUGCCUGGAGACCUUCAACGAGGACCAAAUUAGACCCAAACUCCUCCAAUGUGGUCACACUGUGUGCCGCCAUUGCCUGGAGAGGCUGUUGGCCAAUACCAUCAACGGUGUGCGCUGCCCCUUCUGCAGCAAGGUCUCGCGCAUGAGCAGCAUCUCGCAGUUGGCCGACAAUCUCACUGUGCUCAAAAUCCUCGACUGCGCCACUUCCUGCGGCGCAGCCGCCGCUGCCCUCAUGUGCGGGUCCUGCUGCAGCCGCCUGCCGCGACAGUACUGCCACGACUGCACCGUCGUCCUUUGUGAACUCUGUAAAGGUGAAGGCCAUCUACUCCUCGGUCAUACCGUCCAGCCCGUGCAGAUGGCUGCCCAGCAACGUCGGAAAGAACUCGGUGGAAAACUGUCCGCCCUACGUGAUAUCAUGGGUGAAAUCCAGAAGAAAAAGACAGCCAUUGAAAACAUUACCAAAUCGUUAAGAGCGAAGUACAGAGCGGUGCAGCAGGAUUACACUACGGCCGAGCUGCAGCUUCAAGAAGAGCUGAGCCGCUCGCGGAAGGCAUUCACAACAUCUAUGGCAGAGGUACAGAAGCUCAAUGGGCAGGUUCUCGAGGAGCAGACGUACCUCCUCAACAUUGCGGAGGUAAAGGUGGUCUCGUGCUGCGAUUAUCUGACCAUGCGAGUGAGGCAGAGUGACAUCAGCCUGCUAAAGGAUGAUGGAGGCGGGUGUGAUGACGAGGAGCUCAACCUGAGGAGCAGCUUGCCCACCGUGUUUCAGCUGCACGAGCCGGAGUUGAUCCGGACGGAACACUCCAAACCAGCAGAAGUGGGACAUUUGGCCACAAGCACGUACACGGUCAAUACAGACAAUUCGGAAUGUGCUUUGGCCGUUGCUCUCGAGGGCGACGUUGAAGGUCUAGAUGGGGCUUUCGGCGGUGCAAUGGGGCGACCGGUGGAUGUUUGCCGAGAUGUUGACAUGGUCGCAGCGGUAGAUGACAGGAUAAGUAGCUCACCUGUCACCUUUAAGUCAAAGUCCAUGGACGCAGCGGGGGAAUCACAGGGAGGUGCAUGUGCAGCCCUCCAAGCCUGCCAAUUUGUGAAGAAGAUGGGCUGCAAGGGAGCGCUUCCUGGCUCUUUCAAUAUACCAGUUAGUAUCUGCGUAACCCAGCAAGGUGAGGUGCUCGUGGCUGACCGUGGCAACUACCGCAUCCAAAUCUUCAACCGCAAAGGAUUCCAGCGCGAAAUCCGCCGAAACGCUAGCAGCAUAGACAACUUUGUCCUGAGCUUCCUUGGCGCCGACCUCCCGAACCUCAUGCCCUUGUCCAUCGCUGUCACGCCUCAGGGCCUGAUCGGAGUCACUGACAACUACGACAACUCGGUCAAAGUGUACACUAUGGACGGGCAAUGUGUGGCUUGCCACAAGAACCAGCUCAUCAAGCCCUGGGGCAUUACUGCAAUGCCCUCUGGCCAAUUCGUGGUGUCGGAUGUGGAGGGCGGCAAGCUGUGGUGUCUCGCCGUCGACCGCAACGUCGGCGUGGUGAGCUACAGCCGGCUGUGCUCAGCGGUGCGGCCCAAGUUUGUGACGUGCGACGCCGCAGGAACAGUCUACUUCACCCAAGGUCUGGCACUCAACUUCGAGAAACGCCACAACGAGCCCCACCUGGAGGGGGGCUUCUCAAUUGGCUCGGUGGGCACCGACGGACAGCUCGGCAAGCAGCUCAGCCAUUUCUUCUCUGAGUCAGAGGACUUCUGCUGCAUCACCGGCAUGUGUGUUGACGCCAACGGGGAUCUGCUGGUGACGGACAGUGGCAGGAAGGAAAUCCUGCAGUUUCCCAAAGAAGGGGGGUUUAAAAUUCUUAUCCAGGAGGGACUGAACUGCCCUGUGGGAGUGGCCACCACACCCAAAGGGCAGCUGUUGGUGCUGGACUGCUGGGACCACUGUGUUAAAGUCUACACAUACAUUCAAAGAAGGCACUCAUCCACCUCUUAGAGGAGUGAACCACACAAAGUGCGAAAGGAAGCGUAGGUAUGUUUCGGUAGGCACACAAAAGAAUUAUUUUUAUUUUACUUCGCCCAACAAAAUUUCAAUUAUGUCACCUCAAUAUAACACUACCAAGCAGCCUUUAGUUAGUUAAUGAACUUGCAAUAAGCUUUACAUUUAAGAAUACAGGCACAGGCUGUCUCAUCAAAAUUAAGUGUUUCUCCCUCCUCUGUAAUUGGUUUAAAUUCACAAUUCAUGAACAGGAAAAAGAGGUAUAACUGCAUUCACAAGUGAAAUAGCGCCACUCUCUGGGCUUUGAGCCUGUGAAGCACUUUACUGUGGACACACUUGUUUUCAUCGCACGUUGACAGCUUUAAAGUUUUUUUUCUGUGCAGUUAGAUAAUGACAAAUACGUGAUUUCUGUAAACUGCAUUCAGUAACAUUCAGGGAGCAUGCAUGUAGUAUUCUGUGUUACACGCACUAAAUGGCUCGUUUGCUGUGAACAUAAGCCGUGGAAUAUUAAACUAGUCAGUGUGGUUUUGUGGGUUUUCAUUUAUACUUGGCAUUGACGAGUUUAAAAAAAUUAUAUACAAAAAAAAAUGUAUAUACACUAUGGCGUGUACUUUUUAUUAAGCCGAAUGGAAGAGUGAUAGACGUGAGGUCUCUAAAAUGUCAAAAAUGAUGUUAAGCACAGAGAUGGCCAUAAUAUGGGCACACAAACAGGAGCUUAGAACAUUCAGAGAUCUAUCACAAUAUUACAAAAUAAUGUUUAAUUUCCCUAUACCCAUUCAAAGGAAUUUAGUCAAAUGUCUACUACAUUUGUGGGUGAAACAUCCCAACUGUCCAAUCUGAUCUCUUGAGAAUUUAGUAUAUCUCAUGACACUUAUAUUUAGUAGAAGAAUUCCAAGUGCAUCUCAGCCAAAGUUGCUGGAAAACAGUUUGGUUUGAAUGUUAUUCUUCUCAUAUGAUUUCUAACUAAAAUCUUUUAGAAACCUCAAUAUUUGUGUUUAAAAAGGCAAUAUAGAAAUGAGCAAAAAUAAUGCAGCCGUCCAUGUAUACAUCCCACAGUCCUCUUGGUCUUUGUCGUAUGGCUUUCCAUAAACAGUAUCUUGAUGCUUGCGAAGCAGGUUUACUGAUUGUCAUAUUUCCUACUAAAAUGUCAGAGGACAUAGGACACUUUUUCCUCAAUUGUUUUCUUUUCAAUACUAGUGUAACACAUUUAAGCACUGAAACACUUUUUCCUUCUCAUAUAAACACAAAAACAUGUAUUCUACACUCACCUGACACAAACACAACUAAAAAUGCACAGUCGUCACAACUUCGUCAAAACUAAAUAAUAGAUGGCAAUUAUUAAUUGAACAAUGUCUUUAUUAUUUUGGUUGGAGUUUGCAGUUGUAAUAGUUUAAUAACCAAAAUAUGAGAAAUUGCAUUCAGUAUGAUGCAGUGCACCUUUACAUAAUGCAAACUACAACCACCAUAAUACAUUUUUGAAAACUGAGCGUUAUUAUCUUUGGGGAGGAAUAUUUCCGUAUUUAUUCAACAUAAAAUAAAAAGUCAUAUUUUUUUAUGACGGGUUGGUGAAUUGCUGAGCUUAACCCUCCUUUUCCCUCCAAAAAAAUAAACCUAUGGCACAUGCUAUAAAGUGAGUGAUUGUCGAAUUUUAAAAAUAAAUUAAAAAAAUCUUUAUGGAUGGCUUGGUGUAUUGGUGUGCCUGCUCUCGUAUUGUUUUGUACUGCCAAAAAAACUUAACACAUACUUACAUAUACAAUACGGCACAAACACUAGCCAUACAGAUAUGAAAUCCAUCGAUAUUCAAAUAUAUUGUCUUUAUCAUUGUCAUUUAUAGAUUUUUACUUUUUUUUUUUUAACAUUUUUUUUCAAAUUUGGGGAACCAAAACAUAUCUUACAUUGGAAAUAUUGUAUGCCUGCUGUAAAACAAUAUGCGCCUUCCAGCCCAGGUUGUGUUCAUAAGAGCACAUUGUCUGAGCCUUAAAAUGACUGCACUUAAACAGCUACAUACUACACACAGACAGUGCACACGUGUACGCCAAGUGAAUA